Molecule: messenger RNA, 2803 nt
Organism: Rhinolophus ferrumequinum (greater horseshoe bat)
Lineage: Eukaryota; Metazoa; Chordata; Mammalia; Chiroptera; Rhinolophidae
Gene: TMEM102
Product: transmembrane protein 102
Exons: 2
Coding region: 561-1925 (454 amino acids)
Source: RefSeq, a predicted model, not a curated record
ACAAACUCCAACUGCCAGGAUAGCGUGAGAUCUCACCCGAGCGAAAGUAGUGAUGACGGAGGCGGGGCCGGCCCGGAACCACCCAGACAGUCUUUAGAAAAGGGCGUGGCCUGCGGGGAGCCGGAAGACGUUACCUGUUGAAUCGUUCUAUCCAUUCUCUUCCCAACCCUUGAAGCUACCCCUCAGAGAGAAGCCGCAGACCAUAAGCCUCUUCCGAAAAAGAGGUAAGGGGAGGUAGACAAAGGGCAGUGGAGGAGACUGGCUAUUGUAUUCUGUAGAAGGAGCACAACAGCUACUUUUUACCUGCUGAGUCAGAUGAACCUGUCCAUGGGGGCGGAGACCAGCUUAUGAGAAAGGGCAAGGACUGAGGAGGUAUUUAUUUGUUGGUUUUCAAGUCUAAAUUUAGAGCUGUCUGUCUGCAGACCCAUUAGCGGAUUUGUCUGGGGUACUUUCGGCAUCGGGAAGAGAAAAGAAACGAGGAGACUUUUCGGCAGCAAAGGAAAGGCCUGUCUAGGCCUCCUCCCUUCCGUGUUAUCCCUAACAGAAAACGAUAGAGCCACAUGGCUUCCGCAGUCUGGGGAAGUGCCCCUUGGUGGGGCCCGCCGCCACCAGCCCCAGCCCGCCCGCUCACGGACAUCGACUUCUGCUCUGGGGCACAGCUGCAGGAACUAACCCAGCUUAUCCAGGAGCUGGGUGUGCAGGAGAGCUGGAGUGACGGGCCCAACCCGGGACCAGACCUCCUUCGGGCCAAGAACUUUGUUUUCUCUUUGCUUGACGGCACUGGGCAGGAGCUGCAACUGGACGUGGAAUCCUGUUAUGCCUGGCUCUGCCUCCCAGAACUGAUGCACGGAAUCUCUGUCCGAGAGGCUUGGCAGGAUUGCCUAGGACCACCAGUCCCAGGAGGACGUGAUUCCAUGCACCGAACAGAAAGCGAAGAAAGCCCCAAGGACCAGCAAAGCUCCGUGCACCCGCCACACAGUUAUGUCACUGAGCCUGAGCCUCUUGUGUCUUCUUUGGAAAAAUCACCUAGUAACGGUUCGGGGCCCGAGUCGCCUCUGCAAGACGUAACCGAUCCUGGCUUCCCCGCACCGCUGAAAAAAAUGAAUGGUGACGUCACCAAAGCAGCAGUGGAUAGUCCAGUCCCACAGCCGUCGGAGGCUCUGGAGGCGUGGCCCACAUUGUGCCCUGCCAAGGUGGCUGCAUGGUUCUUUGCUAUGCUGGCCGAGGUCGCGGAGUCCCUGUACCCGGUCCCGGGUGCCCCGCGCUUGGUCCACGCAGCCCGCCACGCGGGGUUCACCACCAUUCUCCUGGCUACGCCAGGGCCUCCACGCCACCUCCUACUUUUCGACCUGAUCCCCGUGGUGUCUGUGGCUGGCUGGCCGGAGAGGGCUCGGAGUCACUCGUGGGCCGGCCCGCUGGCCUCCGAGCCCUCCUCCUUCUACCUGGUGCCCAGCGGCCGCAUAGAUCGGCGGGGCGCUUCUGGCUGGCAGCUGUGCUUCGCCCGCCAGGAGCUGGCGCUCAAGGCGCGCAUACCCGCUCCGCUACUGCAAGCGCACGCAGCUGCCCAGGCGCUGCUGCGCCCGCUGGUGGCGGGGACCCGGGCCGCGGCGCCCUACCUCCUGCGGACGUUGCUCUACUGGGCUUGCGAGCGACUGCCUGCCCUCUAUCUGGCGCGGCCCGAGAAUGCGGGCGCCUGCUGUCUCGGGCUGCUGGAUGAGCUGAGCCGUGUGCUGGAGGCUGGGACACUGCCCCACUAUUUUCUGAGCGGCCAAAAGCUCUGUGCGGGGGACGGUCCAGCAGCGCUGCUCUUAGCAUUGGCUCGGCUUCGUGGGGACCCUGUCCGGGCCUUGUGCGCUGCGGUGGAGGAGGCUAAGGCUGCGCGCAAGGGGGGCGGCUUGGCUGGCGUGGGAGGUGGGGCCCAUUAAAGACUAGUCCUACCAGGGUGGAAAGUGCUUCUGUUAGCUAGCAGAAUGUGGAGCGGACUGCGCGCCCCUUGCUUGGGAGACUAAGAAUCCUGGACGCAAAGAUACCCUUCUAGAAGGCCUCCUGGCCCGUCAUACUACCCUUUUCCCGCCUCAACCCUGUUACAGGUCAUCCCAUUCUGGCUUUUCCACUCUCCAAAUCUGUGACCAGUAUCCCUCGCAUCCUGGUGCAGCCUCUAGCAACCAUCUUCCCCCAAUUCUUGUGGUCUUUUCUUUCAGGAGUCAAUAGGGAUGGAGGAGGGGGUAUAUUUACUGACGAAACGUGGAAAGGAGAAGUAUGGAGACCAGAGACAGACCAAUUUGGCUCACACAAAAGCAGAAAUAUUAAGGAGGCUGGGUUUCACCCCAGGCUAGAUCUCGGGUCCCCCACUCUCAUCUCUUCAGUUAUUUCCCCCGCUGUCUUCAUUUAGUUCUGUCCUCCCAUCCCAGGCAGUAGGGUCCCUUUUGCCCCCUUGGGGUGUCUGCCAUUCCAUCUAUCUUAAGCCCAUCUCUCCCCCCAUCCAGCCAUUCCAUUCAGUGGUCACCACCUUGUCCCUUCUCUGAACCCCGAGACGUGCGGCUUUGCCUUGGUUCCGCCUGCCUCUUUGACUGUCCCCACUCCCUGCCUCCAAGGAACCCCGGGGUUCUGCUCGCCCAUCUUCACCCCCCUUUCCCUGCGUCUCCGCCCCCUGCCCCGCCUCCCGGCCUGCUCUCCAAAAAGGGGGAGUUGCGGUAGUCGCCGCCGCCUCAGCUUCCCACAAUCGCUGCCGCUGCCGCUGCCGCCGCUGUGCUUGAUCCAGCAACCAGGCCCAGUGCUCUGACUGCGGGACCAGGGCUCUCUG